CAGCAUGUGGGAUCUUCCCGGACCGGGGCACAAACCCAUGUCCCCUGCAUCGGCAGGCAGACUCUCAACCACUGUGCCACCAGGGAAGCCCGUGAAGCUUCUUUUAAAGCAGUGGUCCUCAGCAGGGGGUGACUUUUGCCUGCCAGGGGACAUUCGGUAGUGUCUGGAGACAUUUUUGGUUGUCACAACUCCGGGGAGGGGAUCUAGGGUGUAGAGGCCAGGGAUGCUGCUAAACACCCCGCAGUGCACGGGGAAGCUCCCACCACGAAGAAUUACUCAGCCCAAAGUGUCAGUAGUGCUGUGCUGAGGUUGAGCAACCCUGGUGCAGUACCCGGGCCACCAAGUUACUUCUCAUUGACUGCCCCUCCCUGCCUCAGUUUCCCCAGGGGUUAGAGGAGGAACUUGGAAUAAGCCUAAAUGAGAUAAGCGGUAAGGAGGUGUGAGGGCAGUUACGCCCGCCCUAGCAGUAGGCCUCCCUUGGUGCCACGAGCCGGCCUCUUCCCUGCUUAAACCACGAGCCCUGCAGGAGGCAGUUCUCGGUGCUCUGGGGGAGGCGCUGGGAACAGGGGCCCUCUCACAGCUCUGUCCUGGAGUGCUUCGCCCCUAGGGUACCUCCCGAGCAGGGUGAGCCAGGGCAACCCUGGAGGUCAAAUACCCCUGUGGGGGGGCUGGGGCGCGAGCUCUGUUCUCAUAGGUUUUCCCAACGCUGGAUUGCUUAGGUGGGCCUGGACGCCUGACGCCAUGUGACCAGCUGUAAUUUUUCCCUUCUGAACCCACACCUGACUCCUCAGUCACUUACACCAGGAAAAUAACAUCUGAGGAAUAACAGGGCGCCUAAUUCCUUGCGGCUCCCCAAUCUGCUUCCCUCCUGCAGUAGGGAGUUCCACCGUGGCUGUGGGAACCCUGGGUGAGACAAGAGGCCCGGGGUGGGCCCAGCUGCUGGUGGAGUGAUGCGCCCCCUGCUCGUGGUGUUAGCUCAGCACCAGUGAGAGAUGGAGGACAGCAGAGCCACAGGCCUGGGGUUCCCCCGGCUGUGAGCACCAAGGGAGCUGCCCUGCUUGACCUGGAGCCAUCCGUCCAUCUUUCCUUCUGUCUCUGCAUCCAUCCACCUCUCCGCAGAGCUGAGGCUUCACCCUAGAACAUCUGUGCAGAGUGAGGAAAGGACUAGAACAUGCGCUAAAGUCCUCUGCAACAAGACCCAGGAAGGUGUGAGCUCAACCCAGACCCUGAAGCUGCCCCACCCCCCCGCCCACCAUGGCCUCCGCUGACAAGAAUGGCGAGAGCGUCUCCUCGGUGUCCAGUAGCCGCCUGCAGAGCCGGAAGCCACCCAACCUAUCCAUCGCCAUCCCUCCGCCCGGGACCCCGGACCCCAGCGAGCAGGCCAGCAUGCUGCCCCAGAGGCCCAGGAACCCAGCGUUCCUGAAGAGCGUCAGCCUCCAGGAGCCGAGGGCACGAUGGCAGGAGGGCGGCUCGGAGAAGUGCCCCGGCUUCCGCCGACAGGCCUCCCUGUCCCAGAGCAUCCGCAAGGGCACGGCCCAGUGGUUCGGGGUCAGCAGCGACUGGGAGCUGAAGCACCAGCACUGGCAGCGCAGGAGCCUGCGCCACUGCAGCGCCCGCUACGGCCGGCUCAAGGCCUCGUGCCAGCGGGACCUGGAGCUCCCCAGCCAAGAGUUGCCCUCCUUCCAGGGCACCGAGUCUCCAAGACCCUGCAAGAUGCCCAAGAUUGUGGAUCCCCUGGCCCGAGGACGGGCGUUCCGCCACACGGACGAGGUGGACCGGCCCCACGCCCCGCACCCACCCCUGACCCCUGGGGUCCUGUCCCUCACCUCCUUCACCAGCGUCCGCUCCGGCGGCUAUUCCCACCUGCCCCACCGCAAGAGGAUCUCUGUGGCCCACAUGAGCUUUCAAGCUGCCACGGCCUUCCUCAAGGGGCGCUCGGUAAUGGAUGCCGCAGGACAGCGGUGCCGGGUGGUCAAGCGCAGCUUUGCCUACCCCAGCUUCCUGGAGGAGGAUGCGGUCGAUGGAGCAGAGACAUUCUACUCCUCAUUUUUUAGUAAGGAAGAAAUGAGCUCCGUGCCUGAUGAUGUGUUUGAGUCGCCCCCACUCUCUGCCAGCUACUUCCGGGGCAUCCCACGCUCGGCCUCCCCGGUCUCCCCCGAAGAGGUGCAGAUCCCUCUGAAGGAGCCUGACCGAGCCCCGGUGCCCGCGGCCAAACGUGGCAAGCGUAUCGCAUCCAAGGUGAAGCACUUUGCCUUUGACCGGAAGAAGCGGCACUACGGCCUGGGUGUUGUGGGCAACUGGCUGAACCGCAGCUACCGCCGCAGCAUCAGUAGCACCGUGCAGCGCCAGCUGGAGAGCUUCGACAGCCACCGGCCCUACUUCACCUACUGGCUGACCUUCGUCCACGUCAUCAUCACACUGCUGGUGAUUUGCACGUACGGCAUCGCGCCGGUGGGCUUCGCCCAGCACGUCACCACCCAGCUGGUACUCAGGAACAGAGGUGUGUACGAGAGCAUGAAGUACAUCCAGCAGGAGAACUUCUGGAUUGGCCCCAGCUCGAUUGACUUGAUCCAUCUGGGAGCCAAGUUCUCACCCUGCAUCCGGAAGGACCAGCAGAUCGAGCAGCUGGUGCUGCGGGAGCGAGACCUGGAGCGGGACUCGGGCUGCUGUGUCCAGAAUGACCACUCGGGCUGCAUCCAGACGCUGCAGCAGGACUGCUCGGAGACUUUGGCCACUUUUGUCAAGUGGCAGGAUGAUACGGGGCCCCCCAUGGACAAGUCUGCGCUGGGCCAAAAGCGGACAUCGGGGGCCGUGUGCAACCAGGACCCCAGAACCUGCGAGGAGCCGGCCUCCAGUGGUGCCCACAUCUGGCCCGAUGACAUCACCAAGUGGCCGAUCUGCACGGAGCAGGCCAAGAGUAACCGCUCGGGCUUCCCGCACAUGGACUGCCAGAUUCGGGGCCGCCCCUGCUGCAUCGGCACCAAGGGCAGCUGUGAGGUCACCACUCGGGAAUACUGCGAGUUCGUGCACGGCUAUUUCCACGAAGAGGCCACGCUCUGCUCCCAGGUGCACUGCUUGGACAAGGUGUGUGGGCUGCUGCCCUUCCUCAAUCCUGAGGUCCCAGAUCAGUUCUACAGGCUCUGGCUGUCUCUGUUCCUCCACGCUGGCGUGGUGCACUGCCUCGUGUCUGUGAUCUUCCAAAUGACCAUCCUACGGGACCUGGAGAAGCUGGCCGGCUGGCACCGCAUCGCCAUCAUCUUCAUUCUCAGCGGCAUCACCGGCAACCUUGCCAGUGCCAUCUUCCUCCCGUACCGCGCGGAGGUGGGCCCGGCAGGGUCGCAGUUCGGCCUCCUGGCCUGCCUCUUCGUGGAGCUCUUCCAGAGCUGGCAGCUGCUGGAGCGGCCCUGGAAGGCCUUCCUGAACCUGUCAGCCAUCGUGCUCUUCCUGUUCAUCUGCGGCCUCCUGCCCUGGAUCGACAACAUCGCCCACAUCUUUGGCUUCCUCAGCGGCCUGCUGCUGGCCUUCGCCUUCCUGCCCUACAUCACCUUCGGCACGAGCGACAAGUACCGCAAGCGCGCCCUCAUCCUCGUGUCGCUGCUGGUCUUCGCCGGCCUCUUCGCCUCGCUGGUCAUCUGGCUCUACGUCUACCCCAUCCACUGGCCCUGGAUCGAGUACCUCACCUGCUUCCCCUUCACCAGCCACUUCUGCGAGAAGUACGAGCUGGACCAGGUGCUGCACUGACCACCUGCCUGGCGGGGCUGGCACGGCUGCUCCCACGCAGCGCUGAGGACAUGGAGACUGUGCCCGGGCCAGGCUGCCUGCCUGCACAGCGCCCACCCCCGCUCCAGAGACCCUGUGGGGCCGGCCCUGCUCCCAGGAGCUCUGCCCCCAGGAGAGGCUGAUUCUGCGGGAGACGGUCAUCAAGGGCGGCUCCUUGGGGGACUGAGGGCCCCCUUCCCCAGGCCUGGGCUGGGGGACACUCCGAACAUGUGUUUCUCUGCAGCUCAGGGCCCAGGCCCUGACAUCACCCUGCUCCCCUGCUGUCAGGACCACUUCCUGGGGGGUGGGCUCCUUUCUUCCCAAGGUCCUGGGCUACUGCCCAUCUCCCACCUCUGGCUCUGCUGGUACGUUCCCCCUCCCCGUUGCUGUGAGCCUGCCCUUCCUGGGGACCUGGCUGGGGUUCCCACCAGGUUCCCAGCCCUGCCUGGCCACGGCCCCUACCUGUUUCCCCUCCCAUCUCUGCCCUGUGAAUCCACGCCCUGCACUCAUCCCUGGCCUGGUGAGCCUGCCCAUGAGGCUCCGGGUCCAAACCUUCUGGGACAGGGUUUGGCGGUGGCCUGGGGCAGAGAAGGAGCAAAGAGACACAGACCGGCAAUCCGAGAGCCUCCGCUGAUCUCAGCAAACAGAGGCUGAACCUGCCCCGCACCCAGGCCCCCCAGCCCCUCCCAGCCCAGUCCCUUCCUUCAAGUCAGUGUUCUGCCUCCUGGGGCUGGACUGACGCCAGCCAGCCAACCAUCCUUUGCCUCACUCCUGCCCAGGUGAGGGUAGGGCCACCCCAAGGACCUGUGUCCAGGGGUUGUCCAAGGUCAAUCAGGCCUUUUUUUUUUUUUUUUUUUUUUUUUUUACCAGUUUAUAUUAUGGUCCUAAUUUUUUUUAAAGUAACGCUAACUUUGUAUGGACGAUGUCUGAAAUGUAUUAAAUGAUAUUCUUUAAGAAAG
Messenger RNA from Aethalodelphis obliquidens (Pacific white-sided dolphin), 4718 nucleotides. RefSeq names its product rhomboid 5 homolog 2 (gene RHBDF2). Gene Ontology annotation, molecular function: serine-type endopeptidase activity. Lineage: Eukaryota; Metazoa; Chordata; Mammalia; Artiodactyla; Delphinidae. The transcript is spliced from 19 exons. The record is from RefSeq and is a predicted model, not a curated record. Gene Ontology annotation, biological process: regulation of protein secretion; regulation of epidermal growth factor receptor signaling pathway. Gene Ontology annotation, cellular component: endoplasmic reticulum membrane. Bases 1255 to 3741 code for a protein of 828 amino acids.